Molecule: messenger RNA, 2555 nt
Organism: Notolabrus celidotus (New Zealand spotty)
Lineage: Eukaryota; Metazoa; Chordata; Actinopteri; Labriformes; Labridae
Product: protocadherin gamma-A2-like
Exons: 1
Coding region: 1-2430 (809 amino acids)
Biological process (GO): homophilic cell-cell adhesion
Cellular component (GO): plasma membrane
Molecular function (GO): calcium ion binding
Source: RefSeq, a predicted model, not a curated record
AUGUCGGAUAGAACAAUGGAACUGCAAGUAGGACCACUGUUAAUGUUCAUGGCGUUUGCUUCUCUCGGCUCUGUCUUCGGACAGAUCAGCUACUCUAUUCCUGAAGAGAUGGCGAAAGGAUCUUUAGUCGGUAACAUUGCACAAGAUUUGGGUUUGGAUGUGAAACGACUGAAAUCAGGAAAAGCCCGUGUUUAUACCGGAGAAGGUACGGAAUACAUCGAGCUGAAUAAAGAGAGGGGUGUCCUUUUAAUCAAAGAGAGGAUAGACAGAGAAGCGCUCUGUGGACAGACGACGCCCUGUGCCCUGGAUUUUCAAAUCAUUUUGGAGAAUCCAAUGCAGUUUUACAGCGUCACUGUCGAAAUUAAAGACAUUAACGAUAACGCCCCCGGUUUUAAAAACAGUGAAAUGAAAUUUGACAUCAGUGAGAUGUCUCAAAUUGGAUCGAAAUUUGUCCUAGAAAAGGCUAUUGACGUCGACGUUGGUGUAAAUGGCCUUCAGGGCUAUUCUCUGAGUUCAAGUGACGCCUUCACUUUGAAUCCAUAUAGAAUAGGCAGCAGUAGGAAUGUUGAAAUGGUGUUAAAGAGGCCUCUGGACCGAGAGAAAACGGAGCGGUUGUCUUUAGUAUUGACAGCUGCAGAUGGUGGUGACCCGCAGUUAUCUGGAACUAUAAAAAUUGGAAUCAACGUUUUAGACGCUAAUGAUAAUUCCCCUGUCUGUGCUCAAGCAGAGUAUAAGGCUAAUGUAAAAGAGAACUCGGUGAAAGGAACCGUUCUAACCACGAUCAGCGCGUCUGAUGCUGAUGAGGGUCCGCACGGUCACGUUCAAUAUUCAAUUUCUCACGUCCCUGAUGGCGCAUCAGACUUAUUCGAUGUUGGCAUAGAAACAGGCGUGUUCACGUUAGUUGGAAAACUAGAUUAUGAAAAAUUUCGGCAUUAUGAGGUAGAUGUUCAGGCAUCAGAUGAAGGUGGUAACUCAGAUGUAUGUAAAGUUAUAAUUGAAGUCCUGGACACAAAUGACAACCCACCAACAAUUAAUAUUAUGUCGACGUCGUCUAGUAUAAAUGAAGAUGUCAAUCCAGGCACAGUCCUGACAAUGAUGAACGUCCAGGAUCGAGAUUCUAAUGAAAACGGUAAAGUUAAUUGUGUUUUAAAUGAAAAUAUAAAUUUUGCAAUAAAGUCAACAUCAAAUAACUUCUUUACUUUAGUAACGGACAGUGACUUAGACAGAGAGAGAGCCUCUCAGUAUAACAUCACAGUUACCUGCUCUGAUGAGGGAGUGCCCUCCCUCUCCAGCAGCGUCACUCUCACCUUACAGAUCUCUGAUGUGAAUGACAACGCGCCUGUCUUUGAGAGGAGCUCAUAUGAGGCCUACAUUGUAGAAAACAACACACCAGGCCUCUCUGUAUUCACAGUGAAAGCCAGAGACGCUGACUGGAACCAGAAUGCCCGUGUUUCUUACAUCCUGGAGGACUCCUCUGUGAACGGAGUGGCAGUCUCCUCAUAUGUGUCCGUUAGUGCUGAUAGUGGAGUCAUUCAUGCAGUGCGCUCUUUUGACUACGAGCAGAUCAAAGACUUCCAGUUUCGCGUAAAGGCGCAGGAUGGGGGCUCCCCUCCCCUCAGUAGCAACGUGACAGUGAAAAUGGUGAUCCAGGACCAGAACGACAACCCCCCUCAGGUCCUGUAUCCAGUCCAGACUGGAGGCUCAGUGGUGGCUGAGAUGGUUCCUCGUGCAGCAGAUGUGGGCUAUCUGGUGACUAAAGUGGUGGCUGUUGAUGUGGACUCUGGACAGAAUGCCUGGCUGUCGUAUAAACUGCAGAAAGCCACAGACAGGGCGCUGUUUGAAGUGGGCUUACAGAAUGGAGAAAUCAGAACUAUCCGCCAAGUGAGUGAUAAAGAUGCUGUGAAACAAAGACUGACUGUUAUAGUGGAGGACAACGGGCAGCCUUCUCGUUCAGCUACAGUCAUUGUGAACGUGGCGGUGGCGGACAGCUUCCCUGAAGUGCUGUCAGAGUUCACUGACUUUACCCACGACAAGGAGUACAAUGAUAACCUGACCUUUUAUUUAGUGCUUGCUUUGGCUGUAGUGUCCUUUCUCUUCAUCACGUGUUUGGUGGUUAUUAUCUCAGUGAAAAUCUACAGAUGGAGACAGUCUCGCGUCAUGUAUCACUCCAAUCUGCCUGUGAUUCCAUAUUAUCCACCACGGUACUCAGACACUAUGGCCACAGGGACUCUACCGCACGUGUACAAUUACGAAGUGUGCAGGACGACUGACUCCAGAAAGAGUGACUGUAAGUUCGGCAUAGCUGGUAGUCAGAACGUGCUGAUCAUGGACCCCAGCUCUACAGGAACCAUGCAGCGGAUACAGAGUGAAAAGAGCAUCCUGGAUGAACCAGACUCUCCUCUGGAGGUUGGUCUUAGUUCUGCCUUUUAGUCAUAUACAUUCUUCAUCUAAUGUUGAUUGUCUUUAUUCGAUGGUUUAUAUGAAUCUUUUGAAUAGCUUCCACCGACAACUCAUGUUUUAGCUUUGAGUGUAUAUCUGAAAUAAUUUUGAAUAUG